AUGUCAGACUCUAUACACGAAAGUGAAGAUGGAAUGGCGGUGGAUGAUAUCGAAGACAGUAACGAUUCUUAUGACGAAGAAGAUCAAUCACAUAACGAGGAUGAAGCAGGUGAAUCAUCCGGAGUCACUAGUAAACUACCUAGACAAGUGUAUUUACCCGGUCAUCAGAUGAAUGAAGAUGAAUCAUUGGUGUUCGAUCCUUCUGCAUACCAUAUGUUGCACGAUAUUGAUUCUGGUACGUUUGUAUGUCUAAUAAAUUGAUUAAAAUAUCUAGUCUAAAUUCUCAUUCACAUUUAGGUUUACCGUGUUUGAGUUUUGAUAUAAUCGCUGAUGAUUUGGGUUGUAACCGUAGUGAAUUUCCGCAUUCAAUGUAUUUGGUAGCUGGAAGUCAAGCAGAAAAACCCAAAGAUAAUUGUGUUAUUGUUAUGAAGGUACAAAGUAUAUUAAAUUUAGGUAUUUAGCAUAUUAUGUUGUAAAACUACCUAUUUUAUUAGAAAUUUCAAUUUAUUUUAGUUAUCAAAUUUAAAUGCCAUAAAAAAUGAAGAUAGUUCAUCAUCAGACGAUUCAGAUGUGGAAUCUGACAGUAGUGAUGAAGAAUCAAAUGACCAACCUGUGUUACAGAUAUCGUCAAUUCCUCAUUAUGGCACUAUUAACCGAAUUAGAGUAAAAUAACUUAAAUAUAAAUUAAUCAAAAAAAUUAGUACAUAAGUUUAAAAAUAUUCAUGACAACACAUAUAAUAAAAUAAUAAAGUUGAAGUUUUAAAAUAGAUAAAUUUUCUCUGACAUAAUCCUGAUUACACCAUCAUAAAAAACCACGUCUUGUAUAAACUUCAUACAAUGGAUGGACCACUGAUUCAAUUGAGAAGUUGGGAAGGUAGAGGGGAAAUUUAAUCUGUAUUUCUAUGCAAAGAUAAAUCAUUGUUAACGAAAAACUAUUCUGAGCAGAGUUCAGUUAUACAUGUUUUGAGAAGCUGUAAUAAUUACGAUCUGUAAACAAUACAUUUUGUAAAUUUUCCUGUUUUCAUUGUGAAAAUCAAAAAUUCACCUCCAUAAACUACCACGUCAGAAAAAGUGAUACACUUCAAAAUCAGAAGAAGGUUACAGCUAGAAAGGUUGUUCACAGAUAAAAAAAAUAAACAUAAUUUUAAAACCAAUACAAUCCUCGCUACGCUCAGAAUCUAAUAGUGCGCCAAUUUUAUCAUAACUUUUAAAUUCAGCGACUUAAAGCACAUUUAAAAAAAUGCCUGGUAAAGUAGAGUUAUACAGAGUGGUUUUUUUUAUCAUGAAUAAGCAAUUUUCUCAGAGGAUUUUAAGUGAAUUUUAUUUCUAAAACAUGUAACCAUUGUGGAAUCAUUUAAACUUAAUUUUAAAACAAUUUUUAAUUUUCAUCCAUAUUUCAUAGACCUUUAAUAUGUAUAUACUUUUGUUAUACAAAUAGGAACCUACCUUUUUAAACACGGGUUUGAACAAAGAAUAUUUUUCCAGAAAUUUUGAUAGGCAUAAAACUAAUAUCAGAUUUACUAUUUAAAGUUUAGAUCGGAGAAGUAAGAAAGGGUAAUAAAUUAUUUAUCUCUUUUUAAUUGAUAACUCUUCUCUAUUCCUCCAGUCUAAACUUUAAAUGGUUAUAACUCACAAACAGUAAUUCUGAUAUUAGUAUUAUGCAUAUCAAAAUGUCUAGAAAAAUUCAUUCAAAUCUGUGUUUUUAAAAUAAAGUUUUAAAGAUUUCACAAUGAUUAAAAAAAAACAUCCUGUAUAACUGAUAAUAAUUAUAUGUUAUAUCACUAAAAAUUAAUUUAUUCAAAAUAUAAUAAUGCAAUGAAAAUUUGUUGUGAGGUGCAUACAACGUGAAUAUUAAGUACUUGCCAUAAAAUAUUAACGUUUUUUAAAUGUUUAUAGAGUACUACAGUUGAAGAUAAAAUAUUUGGAGCUGUGUGGUCAGAAAAAGGAAUUGUAAAUAUUUACGAUUUAAAUAGCAAACUGAAAGAAGUUGAAAAAGCAAAAAGGAAUCGUAAAAUUGGAAAUGUAGAAAAGAAUAAGAAAUAUGGUAAAAAUGCUCCUAAGAGAUUAAUAUCUGAACAUAAACCAUUGCAAUCAUUUUCUGGACAUAGAGAUGAAGGUUUUGCUUUAGACUGGUCUUCUAAGUCUCCUGGUAUUCAUUAUUUACACUCAACCUAUAACACGUUUUAUAAAUAAUAAUAAAUUCAUCAUUUGAUCACUAUAUAUUUUUAGGAUACUUAGCUAGUGGUGAUUGUAAAGGAAACAUUCACACAUGGAAACCAAAUGAAAGUGGUUGGGUUGUAAAUUUACGUUCAUUGAAUGGUCAUAAAGAAUCUGUUGAAGAUUUACAGUGGUCUCCUAGUGAAACUAAUAUCCUUGCUUCUUGUUCUGUAGAUAAGUCGUAAGUAAAUAUUAUAUAAUAUGUUAUAUUUCAAAUAUUUGUAUAGCUUAAUUGUUUUAUAUUUUUUUAGUCUUAGAAUAUGGGAUACUCGAUUAGCACCAAAUAAAGCUAAUAUGUUAACAAUUGAUGAUGCUCAUGAUAGUGAUAUUAAUGUAAUAAAUUGGAAUAAAAAAGAACCAUUGAUUGUUUCUGGUGGCGACGAUGGAAAACUUAUGAUUUGGGACUUGAGACAAUUUAAAGUACAUAUUAAGUUACUUUUUAUAAUAUAAAAUGUAUGUUUAAAAAUGUAAUUCUAAUAAAUAAUCAUUAAAAUAGAAAGGUAAUGAAUUGGCUGUAUUCAAGCACCACACCAGUGCUAUUACAACAGUUGAGUGGAGUCCAGAAGAUAGUUCUGUAUUUGCUUCUGGUGGUGAUGAUGAUCAAAUAGCAAUUUGGGAUUUGGCUGUCGAAAGAGAUACUAAUAGUCAUGAUGACAUAAAAGUAUAAAUUUAAAAUAUUUAUAUUUCUUCAUAAUUAAUCCCUUUAAAAUUAAAUAAAUUAUAUAACAGUACUAUGACCAGAAUUUUUUUCAUAGAGGUCUUCAAUUUUUGAUGGUCAAUAAAUCAUGUUUGCAAUGCACUGUUGGUAAUAAAUUAGGUUAGGUAAAGCAAUAUGAUUCACCAAAAAGCAACAAAUUCACAUCUUGUAACUUUCAGAAAACCCAUCAUAGAGACAACUUCAAAAAUAUUUUUCUCACACACAUUUGUUCUUAAAAAUUGUAUACUAAUAGGCCUUAAAAAUAAAAUAAAACAGAGUUUGUUUACAUAUAAUCUAAUAGAUAUUAAAGAUUUAUUUUAAUGAAUAUCAUUCAAGCUUUUAAAAAUGUCUGUGACAAUAACUAAAUCAUCUGAAUUUCAAAGACUAAUAACUGAUAAUUUUACGUUAACUAAGUAGAGGGACUCCCCCACUUUAUCCAUUGUUCUCUGUAUCCAGGGCAGUAGUGAUAUGCAUUAUUGUAUCAAAUAUUUCAUUAAACUAUAUUUUCAAUUCACUUAAACAAAUUAUAGUCUUGUAACAUUUAGGGGAAGAGGGGACUUGAACCCUGAAGCCCACAACUUGUCUACAGCACCAUUAUAAUUUACAUAUUUAUUUUAUGCAAUAUAUUAAGUAUACAAUUAAUUUAUUUAGGAAAUACCACCUCAACUCUUAUUCAUUCAUCAAGGACAAGAACAUAUCAAAGAGCUCCAUUGGCAUCCGCAAAUUACUGGGGCUCUAAUAAGUACUGCACAAACAGGUUUCAAUGUUUUUAGAACUAUAAGUGUAUAA
Molecule: messenger RNA, 3703 nt
Organism: Cinara cedri
Lineage: Eukaryota; Metazoa; Arthropoda; Insecta; Hemiptera; Aphididae
Source: the annotation of a GenBank genome assembly